AUGACAGCUCUGGAGGCCAUUACAUCACCGAACCUUACGCGUACGCCGUUCAAUGUGCAGGCGCUAAUGCUUUUCGCUCUUGCCGAGUUCCAUUGCGAUAAUAGAGUCGAAGCUCGUAAGAAACUCAGCACAUGUACCGCCAUGGCACUGGAACUUCAUAUGAACGAAAGAGACUUUGCUCGAGCGUACGGUGAGAACGAUUCAGUGCUGGAAGAGUGUUGGAGACGGACGUAUUAUAUCCUUUACAUCGUGGAUCAGCAUCUCGCCGUCGUCACAAAUACGCCCUUCUAUUCGUUGCUUCUGAUACCAAACACGGUUGAUUUACCGUGUGAUGAUGAGUGUUUUGAAUCAGGAAACAUACCGCCUAUAGCGACAUGGUCUGAGUACCAAGUUCGUGAGUUUGCAGAGAUUGAAGUGAUCUACUCGUCAAUAGUGUAUCUUUAUGACAUUGCCAUGGUCAUCGCUUUUGUCAUGAAUACUUUUCUCGACACUGCUGUAGUAAACGAGGUCCUGGUCGAGAACUGCGACACGAAACUCGCGAUCUGGUCAUCGUUGCUUCCAGCUUGCAAGAAGGAUCCACUUCGACUAAACGGCCAAGUAGAUGAGGUGAUGUUUAUGGCACACAUGUGUGCUGCAAUAACUAUCUCUGCGCUGCAUCGGCCUUUCUCGUCACUGGGAUACUGUCCUGAGGAGAUGACUACGCAAGCUUUCCAAGCACCUUCUCCCUUCACACUUACACCAAAAGCUGGACGAAAUGCACAUACCGCACGUGUACUCAAAGCGACAGAGAUCCACACCAAUCUCCUUGCAAUCCCAUGCGCCCUCGAAAAGCAUAACAUCUUCACCAUGUGCAUCACCUCACAACUCGCUGCCGUACAAGUGUCAGCGUGCACUUACAUAUUGGAUGGACAUGCGCUGUCGAUCGGACGGGAUCGCGUCCGUCUGAGUAUCGGCUUCGUCAACACAAUGGCGACUCUCUGGCCUCUCGGAAAGAAGAUGGCAAAGGAGGUUCGGGCUAUUGCACGGUCGUGUAUUGCCGGUACCUGCACCCAGAAUACCGUGGCCAUGGAUGCGGAAUAUGCGGGAGGUGAGAUCGACUUGGCGCGUGAUGAAUUGGUGUGGCCAGUUAAUCCUUCGGCGCAGAUCGAUAUCUACUCUGGUAUCGUGCUUCCUAUCGAUUGGGAUGCAACGUCUUUUAGCUAUUCAUCGUUGACGUCGUCUGAGCUGGUGUAA
Alternaria postmessia is the source of this 1233-nucleotide messenger RNA. RefSeq lists its product as uncharacterized. Gene Ontology annotation, biological process: DNA-templated transcription. Lineage: Eukaryota; Fungi; Ascomycota; Dothideomycetes; Pleosporales; Pleosporaceae. The record is from RefSeq and is a predicted model, not a curated record. The transcript is spliced from 5 exons. The coding region runs from base 1 to 1233 and encodes 410 amino acids. Gene Ontology annotation, molecular function: zinc ion binding; DNA binding.